Molecule: messenger RNA, 531 nt
Organism: Clonostachys byssicola
Lineage: Eukaryota; Fungi; Ascomycota; Sordariomycetes; Hypocreales; Bionectriaceae
Source: the annotation of a GenBank genome assembly
AUGCAAGACAAUAUUGGACAGCUCGCUCCUUACGCAGGGGCGAGCAGGGAAGACCGUGGUUUCCAAUACCGCAUGGCAGCGGGGGUUUUCAUGCUCAACAUUCUCCGAGUGCCGUUUCUAGGUUCGGAGUGUGGACCGAGCGAAGGCAAGGACCCGCGGUCCAUCGACCAGAGAGAUUGUGGAGAUGGGACGCGCUUUGAUGAUCUGAUCAAAGCGGCUCGACCGCAGGCGCUGCUAUCCAGCAUCCCAGCCCAGAUUGCCCAUCGAUUCCUCCUCGAUGGGAAUCCAGGCGCAAAGGACUCAACUCCAUCGAUAGCGCAAAAGAGGAUAGCUUCCAGCAAGGGCGCGGAUACACCGGAGCCAUUCCGUGGGAUUCAUCUUGACUCAAAGUCGACACUAGGUCAACAUUGUCUCGGGCUGUGUGACUCGAAAUUCAACCGCCCCACUGGCGUCGUCCAAUCGUACACCCAUGGCCGGUUCGAGGUACAAGGUAUGGGUCCAGUCGCCCACUCCGUUGGGAUCGAGGCGUGA